GGAGUCGUCUGAAGCGAGGCGGGGCCUGCAGAUAGAUACCCAGAGACAGAGAUUUAAAUUUCAUUCUCAGCAAGAACAGCAGCAUUAGCGGCAGCAGCAGCAGCAGCCCCGGCGCACAGCAACAGACGCGCGCGCGCCCCGACCAGUCCCGCCGGCUUCCCUGCCGCCGCCGCCGCUGCUCGCUCGCUUGCCCUGCCUGCCUGCCAGCCAGCCAGCCAUGGGCCACUCCGCCGCCGGGGAGCCGGGCCUCAUCGCCAACGUGGUGAACGACACCUUGGAGUUCUACCGCUGGACCUGGACCAUCCGAGACAAACGCGUCGAUGACUGGCCCUUGAUGCAGUCUCCAUUUCCCACAUUGGCUAUAAGUACUCUUUACCUCCUCACUGUUUGGCUUGGCCCCAAAUGGAUGAAGACAAGGGAGCCUUUCCAGUUCCGCUCAUUAUUGAUUUUUUACAACUUCGGAAUGGUUCUACUUAACUUCUAUAUUUUCAAAGAGCUACUUUUGGCAUCAAAAGCUCGAGGAUACAGCUAUAUCUGUCAGAGUGUGGAUUAUUCAGAUAAUGAAUAUGAAGUCAGGAUAGCCGGGGCUUUAUGGUGGUACUUCGUAUCAAAAGGAAUUGAAUAUCUGGAUACAGUAUUUUUCAUCCUAAGAAAAAAGUUUAACCAAAUCAGUUUUCUUCAUGUCUAUCACCAUUACACUAUGUUUACUUUGUGGUGGAUUGGAAUAAAAUGGGUUGCAGGAGGGCAAGCUUUUUUUGGAGCACAAAUCAAUGCUUUUAUCCACGUUAUUAUGUACAUGUACUAUGGACUAGCUGCCUGUGGCCCAAAAUUUCACAAGUACCUUUGGUGGAAACGAUACUUGACCAUAAUGCAGCUGAUUCAGUUCCACGUGACAAUUGGACACACGGCCAUGUCUAUUUAUAUUGAUUGUCCCUUUCCUAAAUGGAUGCACUGGGGCGUCAUUUUCUAUGCCAGCACUUUCAUUAUCUUGUUUGGCGACUUCUACUAUCGGACAUACAAGAUGCCCAAGCAGCCUGUAAAGAAUGGCAAGAUUACCAAUGGUGUUGUGGCAAAUGGUAUAAGCAAACCAGAAAAUGGUCUAGUUGUGGAAAAUGGAAAAAAGCAGAAAAAAGCAAAAGGAGAGUAACUCGAUCCAGGCCUUAACCAUUGUUGGCAGUGAGGAGCCUCCAAAUUGGUUGUAAAAGAGAAAGAAACGUUAUCCUAUCUAUACCAAUUGACCUUUAGGUUAUUGAAGAGAUAGAAAACAUUAUUUAUGAAGAUCGUUUUAACAACAACCCUUCAACUUAAAAAUUUCUAUUGUAAUUAUGUAAUUAUUAAGACUCUCAUGAUCUCUAUGUAAACUUUUAGACUGCUGGUGUUGGUAAUGUAAGAAAUAAUUACUGAAGCAUAUCCUGUCAAUCCAAUGGUUAAUACUACAAUUAAUCAAGGAUACCGUUGACUUGUUGGAGCAGACAUUUCUUUGAAAAAACAAAUAGUGUAUAAAUCUUUCUGAUCCUAUCAUUUGUUUUAAGACCAAAUCAUUCUCUAAUUAGGACAUUGAUUUUUUUCUUGCCCACUUUUAUCAUAGUUUUGUUUUAUAGUCUCUUAAACUACAUGUUACCCUAAUUCGUCCACUAUAUCUGUUACAACUUCUCUUGUGUGGAAUUGCACCUACCUCUUCAUUUUUUGAAAGUAACACCUAACAUUAAAUACUAAUUUUUGAAAUACAGAGUCUGCCAAUAUAAAUUUUGUUCUAUUCAAAUUAGAAAAAGGUAUUUCUUUUUUUUAAUGCAUUUUAAUGCAUUUUCUCAUUAAUGAAGAGGACAUAUUUGAAAGGUCUGUAUCUGAAACAAAUGACAAACCAUGGUCUAAGUCUAAGACAAUCCUUGUUUCUAAGAUGUCAUGAAACUAUUGUUUGUUGUCUCCAGUUGCAUGAAACCCACGGUGCUAAUGCUUAAAAUGGUUGGAUGUUAUAUUGUGGUAGAAGGGAGGACAGAACUCAAGUUUUUAUUUUGCUAAUGGCCUACUUAUUUAGUACUGGGCAUGUUAAAUAUAAAGAGGAGAAAAUCAUCAGCAUAGAGUCUUGCAGCUGAAAGCCUCCACCCAACAAUAGAACUCAAGUUAGCCACGACCAACUUGUUCCAUUGGGUUCAGUGGGACUUAAGUCAUGAUUAAAUUUAGUUAAAUUGGGGCCCAAGUGCUUAAAUGCCAUGAGCAAAUGCACUGUAGAUAAUAUUGUUGUGAACUGUUUACUCACAAGGUGGUCUUGCCUCUAGUACUGUAAUACUUGCGGGCUCAUGAUCUUUUUACAGGUACUGUACAAAUAGACUCGUAAUUGAUUAUUCUUGCAGUCAUGUCACUGCAAGAGCAAUAUUGGCUGGUUAAGAUUCCAUCCCUUCCAUAUCAGCUUCUCUAAGUCUAAUUUCCAUGGCUGUUCUGCUCAUCGUUCCUUCUGCUGCACCAUUAUGGCUUGCCUCUAAUGCUUAUUGUCAGAGUACCUCAAGCUCGACUCCGCUAUGGACUGGAUACAUUUUAUUGCACAACUGUGAAGAAAGUACAGUAAGGAUUCUCCAUUUGCACAGCCCUGGAAAUGGAUGUGGAGAGAAGUCAUGAUUUGCUGCAGCUUGGAUUGAGUUUGAGGCACAGCUGGAACUAGAACUGAGGAGGUCGUUAGAUUUCUCUGCUCUGAAUACAAGAGCCAUCCUCAUAUAUUUAUGAGAAAGAUUUCUCUCUAGUAAUGUAUUUUAUAUCAUGAAAAUAAAGCUAUUUAGUUGAGACAGAUGCUCGCAGGACAUCCUGUUUUUACUUUUACCCAUCUUGUAUUGUCUGUAAAAACAAUAGGAGAACAACCCCCCCCCCCAUUUCCUAAUAUUUACUAUGUCUAUUGCUUAAUGGGUUUGCCCAAAACACCCCCCAACGCAAUCCAAAAGUAUAAUUGGAAAGAUUAUAAAUGUCUGGACACAAAUCACCUUUACAGGUUAAUUUGGCAUGCUGGUCUCCCAAAGUAACCCAAACUGGGUGUGGAAAUACUGACAUGGGCUGCAGUCCUAACUAGGGAGUAGGCCCAUGGAACACAGUGAGACUGACUUCUGAAUAAACCUGUUUAGGGUGACAUGGUGGAAAUGCACAGCAGAUCUUAACUGGUCUGGGACCAUCAACUAGCUUCUCUGAUGAGGGUUGUUUCUUUUGUGCUUUUCAAAAUGGACCCGAAAGGUGGGUGUUGUUGUAGGCAGCUGGCAGAUCUGGGUGGGGUGACCUUGCUCAACUGGCUUCUGAAUGUGGGGGUCGCUGCUGCUAAUAGGGAGGGGGUGUGUGGCUGCAGGUAGCUUGGUUUCCAGCAGGCACAGUAGCAGAAGCAGUGGGUUGGCUCCAGCACCUGCCACCUGCCGAACUCCCCACAACCUCAACCCUCUGUUACUGGCAGAGAACUCCAUGCUGGGAAGCCAAGUACGCAAUGCAGCUCCACCCCACCAGCUACUCCUGCAGGCAACAAACAUCUUGGGACAUGAUACACUAAAGGGCUGUUGAUUUUAUUGGGGGAGAAUUAAGCAUGUGCUUAACUUUUUCAUUGAAAUCAAUGGGACUUGCAUGUGCUCAACCUUGUCUGGAUUAUUCCCUUAAUGUAUAGAAAUAAAAAGUAAAAGAUGUUUGCAGAUCUUUUGUCCUUUUUAUAAUCUAUUAGGAUUUCAGCAUGGUGUGGUGUUCUGUCAUCAUCCAGGUGAAGAAAAAAAACAACCUAUUUCAGACAACAUAUUCUCUUCCAGGGUGGUGUGGCUUUUGACUUUGAUUUUAUUUGGUUUGAUUUUUUUAUUUUUUGCAUACCACAGUCUCCUAGGUCUUUGUGUAUUGUAGAUUCAUAUCCAUGAGAACAUACGCUAACCCUAAGGUGCAAUUCCAUCAGCAUAUCAGAAACCCAAAUCCUGCAUAGCUUGUAAACAAAGCACUUGUUAGCACUGAUGACAAUGCAAAUAGCUCCACAAUAAGAUAUGGAUCCUGGCAUGCUUGACUGUGUGGCAGAUCUGAUUGAAUUAGAAUCAUGUUUAUUUGUUUGUUAGUCUCUUUUCUCACAAAAGUGACUUGAAAUAAUAUAAACCCAACAAAUGAAAGUUUUAAAACACAUCUGUACAAGUAAAAAAGACAGGCCACACUAACAGAGUCCAUAUAGACCUGAAACCACUCAAAACGGGGGCCAAAAUCCAGGGUUAAAAAAGGUUUCUGCCUGGUAUCUAAACAUAGAUAAAGAUGGCAAGUCUCCCUGAGUAGAGCUUUCCACAAGUGGAAAGGCAUCACUGAAAAGGCUUGUUCUCACAUGGAGGAGCUAUGUGGAGAAAGGCUCACAUGAUGACCACAAGGUCAAGGUCAGUUCGUGUGGGGUGAGGCAGCCCUUGAGGUCAUUGGGGUCCUGAGGCUUUAUAGGUCAAAACCAGAAAUUGAGCCCAGAAACUAGUUGGUAGCCAGUGCAGUUGCACCAGAAUGAGUGUCAGAAGAAGUGUGCAUGCACACGAAAGCUCAUACCAAUGACAAACUUAGUUGGUCUCAAAGAUGCUACUGGAAGGAAUUUUUGUUUGUUUGUUUGUUUUGACCAGAAUGAGUGUUAAAUAUUUGGGCUGUCCGGAAUCUGGCUGCUGAAUUUUGGACCAGCUGCAGUUUCCAAACAGUAUUCAAAUGCAGCCCCCUGUGUGACACAUUUGAGUAAUCCAAACCAGAGGCUGUCCCUGUCCAAAUAGGGGCACAGCUGGGCCACAAGUUGAAAGCACUGAUGGAAAGCACUCGGCAGAACCAAGGCCGCUUGAGCCUGAAGCCACAAUUGAUCCAGGAGUACCCGCAAGCUAUGAUGCUGCUCCUUCUGAGAAAGUAUAAUCCCAUCAAGAGUAGGCCACACCCCACCCAUCUGGUUGAGGGAACCACCCUCUAAUAGUCAUGUGCCUCUGUCUUAUCUGGAUUAAGUUUCAGUUCAUUGGCUCAUAGCCAGUCCAUUACCAAGGCAAGACACUGGUCUAGCACAUCCACUGCCUCACCUGCAGCUGUAAAGGAAAAGUAGAGCUAUGUGUCAUCAGUACUCCCAAACUGCAGAUAACCCCACUUAAUGGUUUCAUGUACAUGUUGAACAGCAUGGAGUAUAACAUUGAACCUUUGAGAACUCCAUGGGGUUGAACAAUAAGCCGCAACCUCUGAAAACAACCACCCACUUAGUACUGGAACCACUACAGCGUUUUGCUGCCCACCCCUAUGCCUGGUGGUAUCAAAAAGCCACUGAGAGAACAAGGUGAAUUAACAGACACAGUUCCCCGUCUCUCUCCCAACAGGCCAGGCUCUGUGCCCAAACCGGGCCAUAAACCCAGUUGAAAUAGAUCUAGAAAUUGGUUCCACCCAAGAACGCUUGGAUCGGGGUGCAACCACCAGCUCAAGAGAGGUUGCCCAAGAAAGAAAGCAAUCAAUUGGUAAUGAGUUAGAUUUCUGGAUCCAGGGAGGGUUUCUUAAGGGGUGGUCUUACCACUGCCUCCUUUAAGCAGGCAAGGAUAGCUUUUAAAGAAGACUGGACAAAUCCACGUAUCAGUGGCUGCUAGUCAUGAAGGCAAUGCUCUGCUUCCAUGUCAGAAGCAGUUAUGCUUCCGAAUACCAGUCACUGGAAGCCACAGGAGGGGAGUGCGCUUGUGGGUGCUGGUUCUGCUUGCUAGUUUCCCAUGGGCAUCUAGUUAGCCACUGUGAGAACAGGAUCCUGGACUAGACGGGCCAUCGGCCUGAUCCAGCAGGCAGUUAUGGCUUUUGUUAUCUCUACCGUAUGCCAUGUUGCAUCAUAUCUCCAUGUUAUCUCCAUCAUAUCUCCAACUUUAUAAUUAAAACAACAACAACUGUAAUAUUAAUAUACUUUAUUGGGCGGGGGGAAUCAAAGUAGACAUGUAGAUGAGUCUGAUGUAAUUUAAUUUGUAAACUGAAGAUAUUUAGCAUAGCAUUCAAAAUAUGUGGGUUCUAUCUUUUUUUUAAAGGCUAAAAGUACUGAGGGGGGCACUUUUGACAAACACCAAGUCUCAUUUUGUUUGCCUCAGCACACGAUUGGACUUUCAUUCAUGGUGCAUUUGGGGACUAUUACAGUAUACUUAUCUAGACAUCUUUAAUAGAUACCAGCAACAUUUUGAAAGACAUCCACACCCAGUACAUACAUAAUGCAAAGUGAAAUGUUCAGGUUCCCAGAGUAGAGGCUGCAGCUGCAGUGCUCCUCUCCCUUGCUCCUCCUCCUCCUGCUGCUGCUGCUGCUGCACUAUCCAACACUAAGCCAUGAUUUGACUUAGCAUUAUGGCCAAACACAGACACAUGGUUUGUUGUGGUUUGUUGGGUGAAGCAAGCCCAGGUUUGGACAUGACGCUAAGCCAAACCAUGGCUUAACCCUAGAAAGUACAGUAGCACCAAGACUGAGGAGGAACACUCCACGUACCUGCAUGUUUUCCCUGUUCGUGCUAAACCAUGGUUUGUCUUAGCCUUGUACGCAAAGCAGGUAAUUGUCAUGGGGUCCACAGAAAUCUCCGUAAGCAUUGCAACAUUUUGUCAUAACCAUUUUAAAGACUUUUUUAAAAAUUCUAGCCCUGCAACCAUAGAUGUCGUUUCUGCUGAAACUCAUCUCAUCACUUUCUCCUUUCCAGUGGUGGGGGGAGGGAAAGAUGGAGCCAAGAUAUGCCAAUAGCACUUUCCAAUUGGCCUUUAAUCUUGUACUUUUCAUAAAUCAAGCGCCCUGCAUAGACAGCUAAGUUAAAUGCAUGUUGGGCUUGCAUUUCUCAGCUUGGAUUUUGGCAUGUUACAAUUGGGCGAGGUCGGGGGAGAUUUGAUACUGGCUGAUUGCAUGAAACAAUAUUUUGAAUAUAUGUCAAAUACAGUACAAACGUCAGGAAAUAGAUUUUCCAGAGUUGCUUUGAGAGACGAGUCAUCUUUGUAACAUGUGCUUGUCAGAAACCAUGAGCAAAAAAAUGUUUCUGAUGUUCAGGAGGCUAAAACUUAUUUCAGAGCAAUGGAGUGUUGCUGAUUCUGUACUUGCUUUAUUGUCUCCACAAAACACAGAAAUUCAGCUGGUUUGUGUAUGUGGCAGGUUUCUAGU
Messenger RNA from Zootoca vivipara (common lizard), 7087 nucleotides. It is a transcript of the gene ELOVL4, whose product is annotated as ELOVL fatty acid elongase 4. Gene Ontology annotation, molecular function: fatty acid elongase activity. NCBI's taxonomy places the organism in Eukaryota, Metazoa, Chordata, Lepidosauria, Squamata, Lacertidae. Gene Ontology annotation, cellular component: endoplasmic reticulum membrane. Gene Ontology annotation, biological process: fatty acid elongation, saturated fatty acid; very long-chain fatty acid biosynthetic process; fatty acid elongation, monounsaturated fatty acid. The record is from RefSeq and is a predicted model, not a curated record.